AAAAAAGCGAAACGGGCUGGCCAGGCGAAUUACCCAGUGAACCGUGUGCUCUAUUAGUGAAUGCAAAAAUCGAAUAAAAGUGCAAUGCAGUGACAGGCAACAAAGUGGAUCAAGAGCCAAGGAAACGCCCAAAGAAGUUGUAUAAGAAAGGGAAUCCUUUCCCCGAAUAAACCCCAUAACCCCCGCUAAACCCAUCCAAAGAUCAUGGUCGUAGUUCCCGCUCUGGGCGCCGCCGCCGUUUCCGUGGGCGGUCUGCUCUUCAAGGCGAGUGCCGCCUCCAAGGCGGCGGCGGCAGCGGGCGUGGCAGCGGCGGGCGCGUCCAAACUGGGCCUGGCCAUCGCCGGCGCUAUUAAGCUGGCCACCGCUGUCAUUGGCGUCGGCAAACUGACCAUCCUGCCCUUCCUGAUAGCGGCCAUCGCCUACUACAACUACGAUCUCUUCGAUCCGGAGAAUCGACCCUUCAAUGUCCAGCAAGUGGAGGUCGCCUACGACUUCAUCAUCAUCGGCGGCGGUUCGGCGGGCACGGUCCUGGCCUCCAGACUAUCGGAGAUUCCCCACUGGAAGAUCUUGCUCUUGGAGGCCGGAGGUCAUGAGACUGAAAUCUCCGAUGUUCCUCUGCUCUCGCUCUAUUUGCAUAAAAGCAAAAUGGAUUGGAAAUACCGAACCCAACCCCAAUCGACGGCCUGUCAGGCGAUGAAGGACAAACGCUGCUGUUGGACGAGAGGAAAGGUUUUGGGUGGCUCCAGUGUGCUCAACACGAUGCUCUAUAUCAGGGGAAAUAGACGGGACUUUGACCAGUGGGCGGAUUUCGGAAAUCCAGGAUGGUCAUACGAGGAGAUCCUGCCCUAUUUCAGGAAGUCUGAGGACCAGCGGAAUCCCUACUUGGCCAGGAACAAGCGCUACCAUGGCACAGGUGGCCUUUGGACAGUUCAGGACUCCCCGUACAACACACCCAUUGGUCCGGCUUUCCUGCAGGCUGGCGAGGAGAUGGGCUACGACAUCGUGGACGUGAAUGGAGAACAGCAGACGGGCUUCGGAUUCUACCAGUUCAACAUGCGACGCGGUUCGCGCAGCUCCACGGCCAAAUCCUUCCUGCGACCAGCUCGUCUGCGAUCCAACCUCCAUGUGGCCCUUUUCUCGCACGUGACUAAGGUGCUCACAGAUCCCCAUACGAAACGGGCGACGGGAGUUCAGUUCAUCCGGGAUGGAAGAUUGCAGAAUGUCUACGCCACCAGGGAGGUGAUCCUGUCGGCGGGAGCCAUAGGAUCGCCACACCUGAUGAUGCUUUCGGGGAUCGGACACGGCGAGGAGUUGGGCCGGUUGGGCAUUCCCCUGGUGCAGCAUUUGCCGGGCGUGGGACAGAAUCUUCAGGAUCAUAUUGCCGUCGGCGGCAUAGCCUUCCUCAUCGACUAUCCCAUUUCGAUUGUGAUGAAGCGUAUGGUGAAUAUCAAUACGGCUUUGAGGUAUGCCAUUACGGAGGAUGGCCCCCUGACCUCCAGCAUAGGUUUGGAGGCAGUGGCCUUCAUCAACACCAAGUAUGCGAAUGCCAGUGACGACUGGCCCGACAUGAACUUCAUGAUGACCUCGGCCUCGGUGAUGUCGGACGGGGGCACCCAGGUGAAGACGGCCCACGGCCUGACCGAUGAGUUCUACCAGGAGGUCUUUGGGGAGGUCAACAAUCGCGACGUCUUUGGUGUUUUCCCCAUGAUGCUGAGGCCCAAGAGUAGGGGCUACAUAAAGCUGGCCUCGAAGAAUCCGCUGCGAUAUCCGCUGCUGUACCACAACUACCUCACCCAUCCGGAUGAUGUGAAUGUCCUGAGGGAGGGCGUCAAGGCGGCCGUGGCCAUGGGUGAAACGGAGGCGAUGAAGAGAUUUGGGGCCCGAUUCUGGAAUAAGCCCCUGCCGAACUGCAAGCACCUGACCCUGUUCACCGACGACUAUUGGAAUUGCUUCAUCAGGCAGUACACGAUGACGAUAUACCAUAUGAGCGGGACGGCCAAGAUGGGUCCACCCUCGGAUCCCUGGGCGGUGGUGGAUCCUCAACUGAGGGUCUACGGCAUUCCGGGGCUAAGGGUCAUAGAUGCCAGCAUAAUGCCGGCCAUCACGAAUGGCAAUAUCCACGCACCGGUGGUGAUGAUCGGCGAGAAGGGCGCCGAUAUGAUAAAGCAACUGUGGCUGACCCCCACCACUGGCCCGGCGGGGGUCCAAGGUCAGGGACCGAGCCCGCGGCAAGGUCACAAUACCAGCCCCCCGCCACGAACCCAGUGGCGGAGUAGACGAUCGUUAAAUUCAACCAGUGAAAACUUGGACAUUGGAACAUCACCAGUUCAUCAAUGGCCACUGCCAAGGUCGUAG
Molecule: messenger RNA, 2355 nt
Organism: Drosophila subpulchrella
Lineage: Eukaryota; Metazoa; Arthropoda; Insecta; Diptera; Drosophilidae
Product: glucose dehydrogenase [FAD, quinone]
Exons: 4
Coding region: 205-2355 (716 amino acids)
Molecular function (GO): flavin adenine dinucleotide binding; oxidoreductase activity, acting on CH-OH group of donors
Source: RefSeq, a predicted model, not a curated record